UGCUCCGACAAGACGGGUACUCUCACCCAAGGUGCCAUGAUCGUCAAGAAGGUCUGGCUCCCAAAAUCUUCCAUAUACACAGUUCGAGACUCGAUGGAUCCCAACAACCCCACAGCCGGCCACGUCACCUGAGAACAAGCACAACCUCAAGCAGGAGAAGGAGGCCGAGCCGCAGGCCGAGGUGACGCCCGAGCUGCACAUGUUCCUCCUCUCGACGGCGCUCUGCAACCUCGCAACAGUGCGGUACGACGACGCCGAGGAGAAGUGGAAAACGACGGGCGAGCCGACCGAGAUUGCGCUGCAGGUCUUUACCCACCGCUUUGACAGGGGCAAGAAGAGGAUGGAGGCAGCCGGCUGGAAGCAGGUCGCCGAAUUCCCCUUUGACAGUUCCAUCAAGCGCAUGUCGGUCGUCUACGACGUGCCCGAGGGUAACGAUGCCGGUCUGGAUGCCGGCAGCAGUGUGGUUUUCACCAAAGGCGCCGUGGAGCGCAUUCUAGACCUUUGCUCCUACGUCGGCCUGGACGACGACGCGGAACCGAUGACGGAAGACAUGAAGGACAAGAUUCUGGCUCAAAUGACCAGCUUUGCGUCCAUGGGGCAGCGGGUUCUUGCCAUCGCCUACCGGCAGUGGCCGGGAAAAUAUAUUGCCGGCAAGAACGACGGUAUGGAGACUGGUUCUGACGGAAGUACGCCGCUGGGCGAGAAGAGCGAGGACGCCGCUCGUAACGCCGUCGAGAGGAACCUGACUCUGUUGGGUCUGGCCGGCAUCUACGACCCACCCCGCCGCGAGACGUCGCCCGCCAUCUUUGAUUGCGCCUUGGCCGGCAUCAAGGUGCACAUGCUGACAGGCGACCACCCGGAAACGGCCAAGGCGAUCGCCAAGGAGGUGGGCAUCAUCCCGCACAACCUGGGCGUGUUCCCUGCGGGCGUCGCCAACACGACCGUCAUGAAAGCCACCGACUUUGACAAGAUGACCGACGACGAGAUUGACGCGCUGGAGGAGCUUCCCCUCGUCAUCGCGCGGUGCGCGCCCGAGACAAAGACGCGCAUGGUUGAGGCGCUGCGGCGACGCAACGCUUUCAUGGCCAUGACGGGCGACGGCGUCAACGACGCGCCCUCGCUGAGCCGGGCCGACGUGGGCAUCGCCAUGGGCACGGGCAGCGACGUGGCCAAAUCGGCGGCCAAGAUUGUGCUGACCGACGACAAGUUCAACAGCAUCGUGGCGGCCAUUCGAGAAGGGCGGCGCAUGUUUGAGAACAUCCAAAAGUUUGUGCUGCACCUGCUGAGCAGCAACGUCGGCGAGGUGAUCCUGCUCAUUGCCGGGCUGGGCUUCCGCGACCAGUCACGCUUCUCCGUCUUCCCCAUCUCGCCCCUGGAGAUUCUGUGGAUCAACAUGGUCACGUCGUCCUUCCCGGCCUUUGGGCUGGGCCGUGAGAAGGCCGGCGCCGAGGUGAUGCGCAAGCCGCCGCACAACAAGAAGCGCGGCGUCUUCACGCACCAGAUCAUGGCCGACAUGCUCGUGUAUGGACUGCUGAUGGGUAUCUGCACGCUCAUGACGUUCGUCAUUGUUGUCUACGGCAUGUACGACGGCGAGCUGGGCCACGACUGCAACCGUAAAUUCUCCGAGUCGUGCAUCCCCGUUUUCCGAGCGCGUGCCGCCGUCUUCGCCGAGCUGACGUGGUUGAUCCUGCUGAGCGCAUGGGAGUUCAAGAGCAUCCGGCGGUCCAUGUUCCGCCUCAACCCGGACGACCAGUCCAAGUUCCCGCUGUUCAAAGACCUGUACGAGAACCGGUUCCUCUUUUGGGCCGUCGUGAUUGGCGGCCUCAGCGUGUUCCCGACGGUGUACAUCCCCUACCUCAACGAGGACGUGUUCAAGCACACUGCCAUCAGCUGGGAAUGGGGUGUGGUGGUCGGCAUGACCAUCCUCUACGUGGUAGGCCUCGAGUCGUGGAAGUAUGUGAAGCGCACCCUCAACAUCCUCGACGACCACAAGGUGGUCAGGGGGGUCUGGUCGCAAGGCGAGGAGGGUGCCAAGCGGUUUUCGAGGGCCAUGACCUUUGCAAGCUUCAGAAGCUUCAGGAGCUGGGGGCGUUCCGAGUCCAAGUCGAGGGCGCAGUCUAGCGGUGCGUUGACUCCGGUCACAACGCAGUCUCGGCAGAACACGUUCACGCUUAGCCCGCCAUUGUCGCCCGUCUGAAGAGGUUGUUUUCCGUAAUGGCCACGAUAUGUA
Messenger RNA from Canariomyces notabilis, 2230 nucleotides. RefSeq names its product calcium ATPase. Gene Ontology annotation, molecular function: P-type potassium transmembrane transporter activity; P-type sodium transporter activity; ATP hydrolysis activity. Gene Ontology annotation, biological process: potassium ion transport; sodium ion transport; intracellular calcium ion homeostasis. The record is from RefSeq and is a predicted model, not a curated record. Lineage: Eukaryota; Fungi; Ascomycota; Sordariomycetes; Sordariales; Chaetomiaceae. Gene Ontology annotation, cellular component: plasma membrane. The transcript has 2 exons. The coding region runs from base 200 to 2197 and encodes 665 amino acids.